This is a messenger RNA of Penicillium brasilianum, 750 nucleotides long. Lineage: Eukaryota; Fungi; Ascomycota; Eurotiomycetes; Eurotiales; Aspergillaceae. The record is from the annotation of a GenBank genome assembly.
AUGAGCAUCAAGAAAUAUUCCAAUCAAGACAUAUCACCCAAGGAUGAUGCACAAAAGGUUUUCCAAGUUCUGAAAAACGGGGGCAUCGCUAUCAUUCCGAGCAAUGUUGGAUAUGGAAUUGUUGCCACUGAUCCGAAGGCGCUUCGUCGCAUCUUUAAUGCAAAAAACCGCCAACCGCAUAAACGCCACGCUAUGAUUGGUAGUCACAAUCUUCAUAAAGCUAUUCAUCAUAUUUCUGCACGAGAGGCAGAGAUGGUUUCACGGUUGACAUUCGACCUUGACCUAACCGUUGGAGUUGUCGCCUCUUAUCAUCCCGACCAUUCAGUAAUCAAGAAAAUUCCACAAGAUUUACUCGAGCAGAGUUCCGUCGAAGGAACUAUGGCUAUGCUUGUGAAUGGAGGAAAACUCCAAGAGGAGUUAUCUAAGCUGGCAACCAAUGCAGAGCUUCCACUGCUCGGGUCUUCUGCUAACCUCACGGGCACGGCGACGAAAGUAACCGUAGAAGAAAUCGAGCCUGAGAUCAAAGCUGCGGCAGAUAUAAUCAUCGACUAUGGACGACAGAAAUAUUCUCACCCGCGCUCUUCCUCGACAAUGAUCAAUUUCAACGAUCUGAGAGUGCUUCGCUUUGGAGCCUGUUACGAAGUGAUACAGGACGUGUUUUCUCGUUUCUACGGUAUCCAUCUGCCGGAUGAUCCAGGCCGAGAUGUUUUGUUCUCGGGACAUCUUACACGCAGUCGCGAUGUAAAUUAA